Messenger RNA from Lactuca sativa (garden lettuce), 1589 nucleotides. RefSeq lists its product as uncharacterized. The record is from RefSeq and is a predicted model, not a curated record. Lineage: Eukaryota; Viridiplantae; Streptophyta; Magnoliopsida; Asterales; Asteraceae.
UAAAAAGCAAUCUUGUCUCUUGAACAUUCCCUCCACUCUCUUCAAUUUCUUUAAUCCCUCGUUAUUAUAAUAUCUUCUCCAUCCAGCAAACUCCCUCCCACCCUCACUCACUUCUUCCAUUUCCCAAAUGUCUGACACUCUCGCCGACCUUGCUUCAUGGCUGCCGUCCGACUUUCUAACCGACGAGGACAACUUUCCCCUCCUUCUCAACAAUCACAAUCCGCAUCUUUUCCCUUACGAAUUCGCCUCCUCUUCUUCCACAGAGUCUGAGAGCGACGAAGAUGACAUCGCCGGUGUAACUCGCCGCUACACUCGCUCUGUUUCCUUACAAGAGCGUAUCAACACUCCUUACCCUUUUGAGAGGGUUUUCUCUGGUUCGCCGGAAUCUACUUUGAACUGGACUGUUUCUGGGCCUACAAAGAGUUAUUCCUCUCCGACAACGCCGCUAGUUCAAGCAGACAAACACUCUUGGGAUCUAGUUUACGCUGCGGCAGGUCAGGUGGCGAGGAUGAAGAUGAAGAUGAAUAACGUCGGAGACAACGUUUUUGCAAACAGAGGUCUAGUCGGAGCCCCACGUCCCCUAGGACCUCCUCCCUCUCACCAUCAUCAUUCUAACUGUGCGAUAUGGAGGACAGAAAGCGAAGAGUUUAUCAGGCACCAACAAUUUCGUCAGAGAGUGGCUGGAGGCGGAGGUCGUUGUGGAGGUGGCCGGCCGGCGGGAUUUCGUCAUUCUCCAUGGCCUCCGCUCCCAGUUGAAAAUCAACGCCUUCAUCAACUCCCGAAUGGGGUCAUAGCCAAACCUGUUCUUGGCGGAUCUGGUGGCCGAUGUGGCGGUGGGACCGCCGUUGUCAAAAGGGAAUGUGCCGGUACCGGCGUGUUUUUGCCCCGGAGAUACUGUAAUGAUCCACAGGAAAUGAAGAAAAAACCUGCAUGUUCGCCUGCUCAUCUGCCAGCUAGAGUGGCUCAGUCAUUCACCAAAAACAUGGACCCCAUUAUGGCACAAGCUCAACCAACCAUCCAUGGCGGAUUUGCCCCACACUACGAAAUUGCAAUUGCUCGAAGGAACGCUGCGAUGUUAGCCCAGCAACGGUGGAGCGCCGCCCUCGUGAGUGUCGUCCCUGAAACGCCGAUGGGACACGCCGAAGUCGUCCUCCCCCAAGAAUGGACGUAUUGAAGAAGGUCAAAAGGGUAGUAGAUAGGAAACAUAAUUGUAGGAAUUUGAAUAGUAAUAGUAGUAUAGGAGGGAUGAAGAAAAAAAUAAAAGGGGAUCCAAGGUUUUGAAUUUUGAAAUAGUUUUUUGUUGUGGGGUAGGUUUUGUUUCUUUGAAAAAAAUGGGGGUGGGUAGUAAAGAAUAAAUAAGGCGUGGGGUUGUUUUUGUUGUAGAAGGGAAAGUGGAAGGGUAUUUUUGGGAUUAUGCGAAAUGGUUUGAAUUUGUCUCUUUUAUUCAAAAUCAAUAAAAGAGGGCUAAAGUUGUUGGUUUGGAAUGGAAUUUGUACCCUUCCAUUCCCUUGUCAGCCAUUUCUCUACCUUCAUGCUUCUGAAUUGUCUUUUCUCCCUUUUUAUAAAAAAACCUAUAUUUUCGACUAUUA